Messenger RNA from Cinclus cinclus, 1251 nucleotides. It is a transcript of the gene KCNAB2, whose product is annotated as potassium voltage-gated channel subfamily A regulatory beta subunit 2. The transcript is spliced from 15 exons. Gene Ontology annotation, biological process: transmembrane transport; regulation of potassium ion transmembrane transport; potassium ion transport. The coding region runs from base 1 to 1251 and encodes 416 amino acids. The record is from RefSeq and is a predicted model, not a curated record. Lineage: Eukaryota; Metazoa; Chordata; Aves; Passeriformes; Cinclidae. Gene Ontology annotation, molecular function: potassium channel regulator activity; transmembrane transporter binding; voltage-gated potassium channel activity. Gene Ontology annotation, cellular component: cytoplasm; membrane; juxtaparanode region of axon.
AUGCUCUCCAUGACCUACAGUGAGAGCUUGCGCAGCGUGGCCAGCCGGCCCAGCCCCGAGUGGGGGCUGCCCCCAGCCCCCCGGGCGGCCGACGGGCUGGAGCUGCGGCGGCUGCGGGACGUGCGGGCGGCGGCGCGGGCGAAGACUCUGGAGGAGUUCCUGCGGAUGCACGGGCUCUCCCUGGCCGACAGUACCGCCCGCGCCACUGGCAUGAAGUACAGGAACCUCGGGAAGUCUGGGCUGCGUGUGUCCUGCCUGGGUCUGGGAACAUGGGUGACUUUCGGAGGGCAGAUCACAGAUGAGAUGGCAGAGCAGCUGAUGACUUUAGCUUAUGACAACGGCAUUAAUCUCUUCGACACAGCAGAAGUCUACGCUGCUGGCAAGGCCGAGGUGGUGCUGGGGAACAUCAUCAAGAAGAAAGGGUGGAGACGGUCCAGCCUGGUCAUCACCACCAAAAUCUUCUGGGGAGGAAAGGCCGAGACGGAGAGGGGCCUGUCCCGAAAACACAUCAUAGAAGGUCUGAAGGCAUCACUGGAGCGGCUGCAGCUGGAAUAUGUGGACGUGGUGUUCGCCAACCGGCCCGACCCCAACACGCCGAUGGAAGGGGACCCAUUUAGUUCCUCCAAGUCCAGGACUUUCAUCAUAGAAGAGACAGUGCGAGCCAUGACCCAUGUCAUCAACCAGGGGAUGGCCAUGUACUGGGGGACCUCGCGCUGGAGCUCCAUGGAGAUCAUGGAAGCGUACUCAGUGGCCCGGCAGUUCAACCUGAUUCCACCGAUCUGCGAGCAGGCUGAGUACCACAUGUUUCAGCGGGAAAAGGUGGAGGUGCAGCUCCCUGAGCUCUUCCACAAGAUAGGCGUUGGAGCCAUGACCUGGUCCCCACUGGCCUGUGGCAUCGUCUCGGGAAAGUACGAUGGGGGCAUCCCCCCCUACUCCCGUGCCUCACUGAAGGGAUACCAGUGGCUGAAGGACAAAAUCCUGAGUGAAGAGGGCCGGCGGCAGCAGGCAAAGCUGAAGGAGCUGCAAGCCAUUGCUGAGCGCCUGGGCUGCACCCUGCCCCAGCUCGCCAUUGCCUGGUGCCUGCGCAAUGAGGGUGUCAGCUCUGUCUUACUGGGGGCCUCCAAUGCUGACCAGCUGAUGGAGAAUAUUGGAGCAAUACAGGUCCUUCCAAAGCUGUCGUCUUCCAUCGUCCACGAGAUCGAUAGCAUCCUGGGCAACAAACCUUACAGCAAGAAGGACUACAGAUCCUAA